Nannospalax galili (Upper Galilee mountains blind mole rat) is the source of this 4288-nucleotide messenger RNA. It is a transcript of the gene Nnt, whose product is annotated as nicotinamide nucleotide transhydrogenase. Gene Ontology annotation, molecular function: NADP binding; NAD binding. The record is from RefSeq and is a predicted model, not a curated record. Gene Ontology annotation, cellular component: mitochondrial inner membrane. Lineage: Eukaryota; Metazoa; Chordata; Mammalia; Rodentia; Spalacidae. The transcript has 22 exons. The coding region runs from base 197 to 3457 and encodes 1086 amino acids. Gene Ontology annotation, biological process: proton transmembrane transport; NADPH regeneration.
UUGGGGCUGUUCUUCCGGGUUGGAGGCGCUCCGCCGCGGGCCGAGCCCUCGUCUGCCAGCGCGGCGGAUCGUUCUCCCGCAGCCAGGGGCUCGCAGCCCGCAGCCCUCGCCCGCCGCCGGCCCUGCCCUCGCCCGCCGCCGGCCCUGUGAUUCACCAUCAAGGAAUUGGGGAUUCGGAAAGUUGGGAGCCCAAAUCAUGGCAAAUCUACUGAAAAUGGUGAUGACUGGCUGUUCAUGUCCUUUACUUAGCAACUUGGGGUCCUGUAAGACUCUACCUGGGAAGAAGGAUUUUUUACGAACAUUCCAUAUUCAUCAGGCCCUGUGGUGUAAAUCCCCUGUAAAACCAGGAAUUCCAUAUAAGCAGUUGACUGUUGGGGUCCCCAAGGAAAUUUUCCAAAAUGAGAAGCGAGUAGCAUUGUCUCCUGCUGGUGUUCAGACCUUGGUCAAGCAGGGUUUUAAUGUUGUGGUGGAGUCAGGUGCGGGUGAAGCCUCCAGGUUCUCCGAUGAUCACUACAGAGCAGCAGGGGCUCAAAUCCAAGGCACGAAGGAAGUGCUGGCUUCUGAUCUGGUGAUCAAAGUGCGUGCCCCCAUGAGUAAUCCAGCAUUAGCUGCUCAUGAAGCUGACUUUUUAAAGCCAUCAGGAACACUGAUUAGCUUUAUUUACCCAGCCCAAAAUCCAGACUUGCUAAGUAAACUUUCUGAAAGAAAAACUACCGUUCUGGCGAUGGAUCAGGUUCCAAGAGUCACAAUUGCUCAGGGAUAUGAUGCUCUAAGCUCCAUGGCCAACAUUUCUGGUUAUAAGGCUGUUGUUCUAGCAGCUAAUCAUUUUGGAAGGUUUUUUACUGGUCAGAUCACAGCUGCUGGAAAAGUUCCUCCAGCUAAGAUCCUGAUAGUUGGUGGUGGUGUUGCCGGACUUGCUUCUGCAGGUGCAGCCAAGUCAAUGGGUGCAGUUGUCCGAGGUUUUGAUACAAGAGCUGCAGCUUUGGAGCAGUUCAAGUCUCUUGGUGCUGAGCCCUUGGAGGUGCCCUUGAAGGAAUCUGGAGAAGGCCAAGGAGGGUAUGCAAAAGAGAUGUCUAAAGAGUUCAUUGAAGCCGAAAUGAAGCUCUUUGCUCAGCAGUGCAAGGAGGUGGACAUCCUCAUCAGCACAGCCCUGAUUCCAGGUAAAAAGGCUCCGGUUUUAUUUAGUAAAGAGAUGAUUGAGUCAAUGAAGGAAGGUUCAGUUGUUGUGGAUUUAGCUGCUGAGGCUGGUGGAAACUUUGAAACCACAAAGCCAGGAGAACUUUAUGUUCAUAAGGGUAUUACUCAUAUAGGCUAUACAGACCUUCCCAGCCGGAUGGCCACUCAGGCCAGCACUCUCUAUUCCAACAACAUCACCAAACUCCUGAAGGCCAUCAGCCCUGACAAGGAUAAUUUUUAUUUUGAAGUGAAAGAUGAUUUUGACUUUGGUACAGUGGCUCAUGUCAUUAGAGGAACUGUUGUGAUGAAGGAUGGAAAAGUGAUUUUCCCGACUCCCACACCAAAAAAUAUUCCUCAAGAAGCCCCAGUCAAAGAGAAGAAAGAAACUGGGAAGGAAGGUGAAAAAGCGAGUCCUGUUUCUCUGUACACCAAGACGCUGAAAAACGCUUCUGUGUAUGCAGCAGGUCUUACUGGGAUAAUGGGUUUGGGCAUUGUGGCUCCAAAUCUAGCCUUUUCUCAGAUGGUGACCACUUUUGGCCUGUCUGGCAUCAUUGGGUACCACACUGUCUGGGGAGUGACCCCUGCUCUCCACUCACCACUGAUGUCUGUGACUAAUGCAAUCUCAGGCUUGACUGCAGUUGGUGGGUUGGCCUUGAUGGGAGGACAUCUGUAUCCUUCCACAUUUCCUCAGAGUCUUGCUGCUCUUGCUACGUUCAUAUCCUCAAUCAACAUUGCAGGUGGUUUCCUGGUGACUCAGAGAAUGCUGGAUAUGUUCAAGCGACCCACAGAUCCUCCAGAAUUCAAUUACUUAUACCUGAUCCCUGCUGGCACUUUUGUGGGUGGAUAUUUAGCUGCCCUUUACAGUGGUUAUAACAUUGAAGAGAUCAUGUACCUGGGUUCAGGCUUGUGCUGUGUUGGUGCCCUGGGCGGCCUUUCCACACAGGGAACAGCUCGACUUGGCAAUGCAUUGGGCAUGAUUGGGGUUGCUGGAGGCCUGGCAGCCACUCUUGGAGGCCUGAAACCAGAUCUAGAAUUGUUAGCUCAGAUGUCUGGAGCAAUGGCUUUGGGUGGUACCAUUGGACUGGCAAUUGCGAAACGCAUCCAGAUUACUGAAUUACCUCAGUUAGUUGCUGCUUUUCACAGUUUAGUGGGGUUGGCAGCUGUACUUACUUGCGUAGCUGAGUUCAUUGUAGAAUAUCCACAUUUUGGUGUGGAUACAGCAUCAGAUUUCACCAAGAUGGUGGCCUACCUUGGCACUUACAUUGGUGGAAUAACCUUUAGUGGAUCUCUUAUUGCCUAUGGAAAAUUACAGGGUCUCUUGAAGUCUGCCCCUCUGCUGCUACCUGGAAGGCACUUUCUCAAUGCAGGCUUGUUGGCUGCUAGUGCAGGUGGGAUGAUCCCAUAUAUGAUUGACCCCAGCUUUACCACUGGCAUUGCCUGUCUGGCCUCUGUGUCGGCGCUCUCUACUAUCAUGGGUGUGACUUUGACAGCUGCUAUUGGGGGUGCUGACAUGCCAGUUGUCAUCACUGUGUUGAACAGCUACUCAGGCUGGGCUCUGUGUGCAGAGGGCUUCCUGCUCAACAACAACCUGCUGACCAUUGUGGGUGCUCUCAUCGGCUCUUCUGGUGCUAUCCUGUCAUACAUCAUGUGUGUGGCAAUGAAUCGCUCCCUGGCUAAUGUGAUUCUUGGAGGAUAUGGCACCUUGUCAACAGCUGGUGGAAAAUCCAUGGAAAUUUCUGGCACACAUACAGAAAUCAACCUUGACAAUGCAAUUGAGAUGAUCCGGGAAGCUAAUAGCAUUGUUAUUACUCCAGGCUAUGGUCUCUGUGCAGCCAAAGCUCAGUACCCCAUUGCUGAUUUGGUAAAGAUGCUUACUGAACAAGGCAAAAAAGUCAGGUUUGGAAUUCACCCAGUUGCAGGCCGAAUGCCUGGUCAGCUUAAUGUGCUUCUGGCUGAGGCGGGGGUGCCCUAUGAUAUUGUGUUGGAAAUGGAUGAGAUCAACAGUGAUUUCCCAGACACUGAUUUGGUUCUUGUAAUUGGAGCUAAUGACACUGUUAAUUCUGCGGCUCAAGAAGAUCCCAAUUCUGUUAUUGCAGGCAUGCCAGUCCUUGAGGUCUGGAAAUCCAAGCAGGUCAUUGUCAUGAAGAGGUCCCUGGGUGUUGGCUAUGCUGCAGUGGACAAUCCAGUCUUCUACAAACCAAACACGUCCAUGCUUCUGGGUGACGCCAAGAAGACAUGUGAUGCUCUUCAGUCCAGAAUUCGAGAGUCCUAUCAGAAGUAAAUACUGAAGAUCAAGCUGUGACUUCAGUUGUAGAAAUAGGCAAAUAAAGCACGAGUGAAAGUGUCUGAAACACAUCAGCGGCAAAGCUCUUAGAAGAAAAGACCCAAGAAAGCCUACCACAUCAAGGGAGAUUUUUCAAGAACGAUGAUCCCUUGAUUUAAAAAAAGCAUCAAAAAUUCUACCUAUGUAUAUAUAUAUAUUUGUGUGUGUUAAAAAGUAAAAAGUAUUUUGUAAAAGUUAAAAAGAAAGCCUCAUUUUUAGAUGUGAUCCUCUUUGAUUCUUAAAUUCCCUUUCAGUAGCCAGAAAUGAUUUCAAAAGUUGAAUAGGAUUUCAGGACAUACUUUAUACUUUGAUCUGAAGAAUAUUACACAGUAUGAAUAUUGCAGGCACCCACAUUUAGUUUUUUUUUUUUUCAGGUAAUGUGAUUAAUUUGAAACUUUUAUCAACUCCUGACCUAUGUUCUUACAUGUUAGCCGUAGUCUGAAUUGAUCAUAUCAAAUCUGUUUCAGGUUUUCAGAUUCUAGAUUUCAAGGAUAUAUUUUCUUACUUCUAUUUUAAUACAUAAAAGGACUAGACAAACUUUCAGAGAUGCUGGAAACAAGUAAUUUUACAUCAAAGCAGUAGAUAACCUUUCAAAAUGCUGGAAACAAUCUGCUUUGUAUGUUCAAUAAAAUGAACUUAAAAUUAAUUAGUUGUGUUUUUGAAAACCCCAUUUUCAAUUGGAGAUUUCUUUAAUUUCACUCAACUUAUAAUGUGUGGUACUAUAUUAAGUGCACUAGAAUGGAAUUCAACUAUUUGACUAAUAAAUGAGUUCAUCAUGUUUGCAAGUGA